GUGGCCAGUUGGCAUCAGAUCAUAGCGUUCUUGGAUGUCGCUGGGUUUCUGCAGAGCAUGUCCAGCUCGAAAGCAGUGGUUACCGCCACUCACAGCCCAAGGAUGAUUCCAGCAGGCUUCAUCGAAGUGACAAGAUUGAACUUCGGCUUGGCCAAGAAUGGAGUCUCUGGUGUGGUGGACUUGGAAAGCCCCAUGUCGGAAGGGCGAUACUACCUCGGUCACUCGGUGCUUUCAAAUUUCAGUGGUGCAGGACAUUCUUAUUUCACAGAGUCACCAAAGUUCAGCAGAGAGGGCACAACAACAAGCCGUCAUGAGGCUUUUGGUCUGCAGCGAUCCUCUUUCCGAACACCUUGCAACUUGGCAAACAGAACACUUGCCGUGAAGUUCUACAACUUUCCUGCUCACUUCAAUUUUUCACCAGACCUCCAUGCACAGCUCACACACGACACUGCACCGGUGACUGUCUUUCUCCCUGUCAAGCUGAGGAUUGAAUUUUCAGAGGAAAAACCCGAGGAGGGUGUGCAGCAUUUGUCGGUGCUGCGUGGUCGAGACAGGGAUGGCAAACGCAUCUAUUUGGAUGUGUCCGCUUGCAACUACUUCGCGAUUGCUGAUGCUUGGGAGAACUACACCAAUGUGGUGUCCAUCAUGCAAAGCGCAUGUGAAACAGCUCUGACCAGAUACCAUGCCACGUGUUGGGGUCUUCAGCCUCUCGGCCAGAAGCCAACAGCGGUUGCGAAGACCUUGGUGAAAUCAAAGACCGGGUUGUGGGGUAUCCGCCUGGAGUCGAAGUACGAGUCAGCAUUGAUCAGGCGAACGGAGCAGAAUCGCAAGCUCCACACCGUUGUGCGGGCGCAGACAGAGGUCCUGCUAGCCUCCUACCGAAGGAACAAGACGGUCAUUGAAGCUCAGGGUGAAGCAGACAGAUAUUUGAUCGAUGAGGACGCCAAAGCAAAAGCGGAGAAGAAGUGGAUGGAUGCGCAAGCGCAAGCCAUUGAGAUCGUGAAGAACGCGGUCAAGAUCAAGAACGAGACUGAGAUGACUGCCGAACAGUA
This is a messenger RNA of Cladocopium goreaui, 1052 nucleotides long. NCBI's taxonomy places the organism in Eukaryota, Dinophyceae, Suessiales, Symbiodiniaceae. The record is from the annotation of a GenBank genome assembly.